UUUUUAAGCAAGAAAGCCACCCACUGUAGACAAAAAUACAGCACCAUUAUAGAUUCUCUGAUUUUAAGGCCUUCCAGCUUUUCUUCUUCUUUCCACUGAGUUCUUGAAACAAAAACUCAACUCAUCUUCUCAUCUGCUAUGCUUCUCUUGUUGGCUUACCUUUGAAGAUGGUUCAAAGGAAGCUUGGCAUCCAAGCUGAUCAUGUUGCAUCUGAGAAAGGAUCAUCUCCUUCUCAGAAUCAAGAUAACAUGCACAACAAAGGUGCUGACUUGAAGAAAAGAAUGAAAAAAACAAGAUCAGCCAAGCUUUCGGGUUCCGAGAGCUUGGGAUCAAUACCACCUUCAAGGAAAAAUGAGGUUUUACAGACUGGCAAGCCACCAACUUCUGAUCAUGUCAAAACCAGGGCAGCCACUCCUCUGAGGCAAUCUCCUGUCAAAGCUCCAGAGGAAUCACCAAAUUAUAUGAAGUCUACAAGCUGUUUUGAUGCGCGGAAAGAGCAGUCUCAGGUUAGUCCUCAAACUCCUCAGAGUGUUGUGAUUAGGAAGAGUACUGUGAGUCCAAUGAAAUCAAACAACUCAAGGCAUAGCUCAGAUUCUGAUUAUAAAACAGUAGGAGGGCUAGCUAGAACAUCUAAUUUGAAACUAGUGAGGACCUUGACAAAGACUCCUAGUUUCAAACCAGCAAGAGCUUCCACAAAGAAAUACUCCCCUAUUGCUUUGUGUGAAGAAUUUGAUGUUCAGAAACCAACAUGUUCUUCAACUUUGAAAGACUCGAAAUUUCCAACGUACCUUGAACUUAGCAGUGGGGCGACAGAAUCUGAAGGAACUUCAGCUAUGAAGGUUUGCCCAUACACAUACUGUUCCCUUAAUGGCCAUCAUCAUGCUCCUGUGCCCCCAUUAAAGAGCUUCUUAGCUGCAAAGAGGCGCGUUAUGAAGGCCCAAAAGAUUAUGAAGCUUGGCUGUCUAUCCCCUCGUAGAGCUAAGUCAUCAUGUCUAUCCCCUCGUAGAGCAAAGUCAUCAUGUCUAUCCCCUCGUAGAGCUAAGUCAUCCCGUCUUUCCCCUCGUAGAGCCAAGUCAUCGCGAGAGCCAAUGAUAAAGAUUGAGGCAAGGCAAGUAAUAUUAGCCAAGAUACCUCCAACUAAAAAGAAGGACUUCAGUACCAAGCCAGAGACACCACUGAUGCACGAGAAGAAAACGGAUCACUUUGUUAAUAUCUACAGCAACGAUGGGGAUGGUACUUCCAAGGGGAAUACACCAGAGAGCCUUAUAGUUAAAGCACCAUGCUCUGUUGUUGAAUUUGAGAAUAAUCCAGAUCAAAGCUGUGGUAAAAUUGCAAUGAUGAAUGAUAUCUUGUUUUUCAAUCAGAACGGUGAAGCAAGUGCAGAUAUUCAUCCAGUUCCAGUAGUUAAAGAAGACACAAGACUUGGAUGGUUGAGUACACAAAGCAACUCGGAUGAAGAAAGCCAAGAAAAUAGUCAACAUGGACAAUCAGAUGCUGAUGCUUCUGAUAUGGAGUGGGAAGCAGGGUAUCACUGUGAACCAGAUCCUCCUAAUUUGCCAGUUCUGAAAGUGAAGGCAACUGAUGUCCACAAUGGAUCAGAGUUUGAACUAAUAUCAAAGCCGAUUAAUGAUGUUGACAAUAGCUUUGAAGACAUGCUCGCAGAAGAAGUGGGGGUAGGAUCCUAUGAUGAAAAAAGUGUGAGCUCUGGCGUUUGGUCUGUUGACAGUGAUUCUGAUAUGGAUGGUUUGUAUACAAAUAUGUUUUUCGGUGAAUCUUGUUUGGCUUACAGUGAACAAACUCAGGGAAGGCUUUAUUUGACUACUGAUGCAUUAGAUGAUUCAACAGGUGAAGAAGAUGGACUAAGUGAAUUAAUUGUCACUCUGGGAAAAGAAAUCACAUCCACACAUCACACCGAAGAAUUUCAGGCAGCAAGUGAAGAAAAGAAACAAGUUCCAGAAUCAAGUGAUGAAGCUUCUCAAGAACAGUAUGUAAGUUGGUUGCUGCAGAAUCACAAUUGCAACUUGGUUCAGGAUUUUAAGGAACAAGAUCAGGAUGAAACACAUGAUGAUUACAACAAAGUUCCGAACAACAUGGUGGCCUUUCAAUUUGAUCUUACAAGUGAAAGCAGAUUCAGUAAUGUUGUUUCUGAUGAAAGCUUUCCGGCAAAGACUAAAAAUGAAGAAGCAGGCCAGGAAGAGCAUGACCAGAAGAUUUCUAUUGUUGAGGCCAGAGAUGGAAUAGAGGAAAAAGAAGUUCUUGUCACAGAGUUGCUUCAUGGAAUUCGAACAUCUGAAUCACUGAAAGACUGUGAGCAGAAACAGCCUAUAGCUGAUGCCAAAGAUGGUAUGGAAGAAAAAGAGCAACUUCCUGCAGCCAAGUCAUUUAUUGAAAUUCAGCCUUUUGAAAUACUGCAGGAAUUUUCAGAUCCCAUCCAGGAUAUUAUAGCUGUAAGCAGUGAUCAAAGUAAUCAGACUGAAGUCAGCAUAAAAAGUAAAACAAACCAAACUUAUGCUGAAGAACUGGCUCAAGAUCAAACCGACACUUGCAAGUUUACAAGAUGCAAAUAUUCUGAAGAUCAAAAGCAUUCAGGGGGUACAGGUCUCCGAGCAACUCCAAAUCAAAGUCUAGAGCCUAAUGCAGAAGAAGGUGAAUUCAAAACUGAACCAGAUACAGCAGAAACAAGCUUAAUAGUAACAGACUCAACUAAUACUCAAAAAAGUGAUUGCAUAUCCAAUGCAAGUAGCGAAUCCAAUGGCCAAGCGCUCAAGACAGUGGAAAAUUCGGGAUGGACCUAUGGUAGCAGGAAAAGUGUUGCAGAGUUGGAGGAUAUCCGGGAUUUCAACCCACGAGAACCAAAUUACCUGCCAGUGCAGCCUGAUCCUGAGUCAGAAAAGGUUGAUCUCAGACAUCAGAUGAUUGAUGAAAGGAGAAAUGCUGAGGAAUGGAUGGUAGAUUAUGCACUACGCCAAGCAGUCACCAAACUUGCCCCAGCGCGUAAAAGAAAAGUUUCAUUGCUUGUUGAAGCUUUUGAGAAGGUCUUGCCAACACCCAAGUAUGAAACCCAACCAAGACGUACUUCACCAGCAUUUGUCCACGCAGGAACAAUUCAAGCUUGCAGAUGAUAUCCUCACCACUAAGAUACUGAAGAAUAAUCUUCAAGAAGUGAGAGGUGAACGGAUAAUGAACUUAUUCUGAAAACCAAAUGUUGGUUUUUUCUGCUUAGUAGUGUUAUGUAAAAGUCUGGAGCAUCCAGUUUGAAAGUUUGUGUGCUACAUAUACAAAAACUCUGUUUCUAAAUGUCUGCUGCGCAUCAUGUCGCUGACAGUUAUUCGUGUAAUAUAAGUUUGUAACUUUGUUUCUGAUUGU
Daucus carota subsp. sativus is the source of this 3366-nucleotide messenger RNA. RefSeq lists its product as uncharacterized. Lineage: Eukaryota; Viridiplantae; Streptophyta; Magnoliopsida; Apiales; Apiaceae. The record is from RefSeq and is a predicted model, not a curated record. Bases 168 to 3122 code for a protein of 984 amino acids. The transcript is spliced from 2 exons. Gene Ontology annotation, molecular function: calmodulin binding.